AGUCUGCGAUCAUUCGCUCUGUCUGUGUCUUUUUCCUAGCACCCCGAAAGCCACCCAAAAGCUCGCAAUUUAUUCAACAUGGCCAUUCGUGUGGAGUUGCUGCUGGUGAUGGUUCUGUUGCCGCUGCUGCUGCUCGAAUCCGUCGUCCCGUACGCGGCGGCCGAAAAGGUUUGGGUCGACCGGGACAAGGUGUACUGUGGCCAUCUCGACUGCACCAGGGUGGCGACGUUCAAAGGCGAACGGUUCUGCACCCUGUGCGAUACGCGCCACUUCUGCGAGUGCAAGGAGACGCGCGAGCCUCUGCCGUACAUGUACGCCUGCCCGGGCACGGAACCGUGCCAGUCGAGCGAUCGGCUCGGUUCGUGCAGCAAAACGAUGCACGAUGUGCUGUGCGACCGGAUCGAUCAGGCCUUCCUGGAGCAGUAAGGGUGGAGAAGCUACAGUUUCUGCGAGACGAUGAAGGGGUUUUCUCCUGGUACGGUAGUUUAAAAAAACACAAAAUAGAACCAAAUAAUUGGUUGCAAAUAAAAAGGUUCUGGUUGAGAGAGAGAAAAAAAAACAAACAAAAUUAUAGAUAUAGCUUUUUACCCUUUGCAUGUGUGCAUAAACAUUUCAGCUUGUUGGGAAGAAACUUCUAGGAAUUUGUUUAA
Molecule: messenger RNA, 650 nt
Organism: Anopheles arabiensis
Lineage: Eukaryota; Metazoa; Arthropoda; Insecta; Diptera; Culicidae
Exons: 1
Coding region: 79-426 (115 amino acids)
Source: RefSeq, a predicted model, not a curated record